AUGGCAGCAAAGACUGCCAUCGACACUAAAGCAGAGGACACAAGGAAAAAUCUACUUCACAAGUUCUUCAAAGGCAUCAUCCACGACAGAGACCCAAAGGAUGAAACUGUCAAGGUGAAGGAGGAAGCCAAACCAAAGUUCUACGGGACGGUGACUCCGUAUCCAAACUUCAGUGCCAGCAGUGAUGCAUCGACCCUUCAGAGCGCCAUCCAAAAGGUGGAUGUGGAUGUGAUCGUUGCCAUUCUGGUGAAGAGGAACAACGAGCAGAGGCAGAAAAUUAAAGCCGUUUACGAAUCGUCCUCUGGAAAAAAUCUGGUUGGAUCCCUGAAGCCGGUCCUCAGGUCCGAUUUGGAGGACGUGGUUCUGGCUCUGCUGAUGCCUCCAGCUCAUUUCGAUGCCUUCCUGCUCAGGAGAGCCACCAAGGGUCUGGGGACAGACGAGGACGUCCUGGUCGAGGUUCUGGCCACCAGAUCCUACGCAGAACUUCAGGAAAUAAAGAAAGUCUUCAAACAAGAGUACCAGAAGGAGCUGGAGCAGGUGAUUAAGGAUGAGACCAGCGGUGACUUCACCGCGGCGCUGCUGGCCAUGCUGAACACCAAGAGAGACCAGAACACUGUGGUGGACAUGGAGCUGGCCAGAAAGGACGCCAAGAUUUUGUUUGAAGCUGGUGAAGGCAUCGGAAAAGCAAACGUGUCGACCUUCAUCAACAUCCUGACCACGCGCAGCGGCCCGCAGCUUUCUAAAACGUUCCAGCAUUAUGCUGCCAUCAGCGACCUGACGCUGCCUAAAGCCCUGCAGUUGGAGCUGAAGGGAGACAUCGAGGAUUGCCUCAUCGACAUCGUGAAAUGCGCCUGGAACACACCGGCUUUCUUUGCUGAGAAACUCAAUCGGGCCAUGAAGGGCCACGGUACGAGGGAUCACACUCUGAUCCGGAUCCUGGUGAGCCGCUCCGAGGUCGACCUGCAGAAGGUCGUAGAGGAGUACCGGGCAAUGUUUGACAGAACCCUCCAUGAGGACAUCGUGAACGACACCAAAGGACAUUAUCAGAAAGUCCUGCUGGCUUUGUGCGGACCGUACUGAAAACUUGAAGACCUGAAAACCUGAAAACCUGAAGACCUGAAGACCUGAAGACCUGAAGACCUGAAGACCUGAAAACCUGAAGACCUGAAGACCUGAAGACCUGAAAACCUGAAGACCUGAAAACCUGUAAACCUGAAGACCUGAAGACCUGAAAACCUGAAGACCUGAAGACCUGAAAACCUGAAGACCUGAACACCUGAAAACCUGAAG
This is a messenger RNA of Poeciliopsis prolifica (blackstripe livebearer), 1290 nucleotides long. RefSeq names its product annexin A1-like. Gene Ontology annotation, molecular function: cadherin binding involved in cell-cell adhesion; phospholipase A2 inhibitor activity; calcium-dependent phospholipid binding. The record is from RefSeq and is a predicted model, not a curated record. NCBI's taxonomy places the organism in Eukaryota, Metazoa, Chordata, Actinopteri, Cyprinodontiformes, Poeciliidae. The transcript is spliced from 12 exons. Gene Ontology annotation, cellular component: plasma membrane; cytoplasm. The coding region runs from base 1 to 1080 and encodes 359 amino acids. Gene Ontology annotation, biological process: neutrophil clearance; negative regulation of T-helper 2 cell differentiation; cell surface receptor signaling pathway.